AUGAACGCGAGACGGGUUCCUCCGCAAGGAGCGCCUCCGCCUUAUACAUUCGUGAACCGUAUCUAUGGCAGAAGUCUGCGUCCCGUUGUUCUUGGAUUUGCGGUAAUGGGGGCCAUAUGGGCUUUAGCAUGGACUGUAGGUGACUGGCUCCCUGUUGCUUCAUACCCUAAGCUUGCCCGCAGAUUGCAUCUUUCAAAGAGCUACAAGUUGAUCAAGGUGGUCGGUGCCUAUCCUAAGCUAGCACCACUGGCUAUAGUCCAAGGCGUUAUCUAUUCCGUCGCACUCGCGAUAGAAAUAUUCGGCAUUUACAGCUUGUUGACUCAACGUGCCUGGAUGAUUAGGAUGUAUGCAUUUUCGAGCGCUAUCGCGGGUCUUCUUGUCGUUGGCGUCGGCUUUAUGCGUUGCGUCACUCAUUUCACCUACAAGGGUGAACUCCUAGAUGAAUGCAUUAGUGUUUCAAUGAAUGGAGAAGUGGACACUGCAUUCGGAAUAUGGGGCUCUAACCCAGACCCGAUGAACCAGGCCUCGGCUACGUCUUAUUGCAAUGAUGAGUGGAACCAUGAUUCGUGGACCGAGAUCUUGGCUACUAUAUUCGAGAUCAUUCUUUGCCUAUUGUUCACAUCCGCUGCAUUUGGCUAUUACCGUCAAGUGGUUGACCCUACGAGCCCUGCGAAUGCCUUGAGGGCACCCUCGAACCAGGCGCGAAUGGACCUUUUCCCGCCACACUACAACCGACCUUAUGAUCCCGAAUACCAACCAGCCUACGCUCCGCCGCUUGGACCACCACCUUCCGACGCCAAACCACCUGAUUACUCUUACGCAGGUGGAGAGUAUUUGGGACAUGCGUAUGAGAAGGAUGACAAAAAGGACGACGACCCCUUUUCAGACUAUGAAGGGCCUAGCGUACCCAGACCGCUACAUUUUGCUGAGGACCGAGGAUAG
This is a messenger RNA of Suillus fuscotomentosus, 942 nucleotides long. RefSeq lists its product as uncharacterized. The record is from RefSeq and is a predicted model, not a curated record. Bases 1 to 942 code for a protein of 313 amino acids. NCBI's taxonomy places the organism in Eukaryota, Fungi, Basidiomycota, Agaricomycetes, Boletales, Suillaceae. The transcript is spliced from 10 exons.